AUGAUCAUCAUGCGUAUGUGUUCGUGUAGAAGGAUUGUGCUGGCACUGAGCCUCGUGGGACCUCUGUACUUCUCGUUUAAGAGCCUGGAGGCCGCAAACGAAGAGCAUGCGCUCGUAUGGCUCAAGUACUGGACCGGUCUCGGUGUCUACCUGGCAGUGGACAGCGUGCUCACGCCGUUGUUCCGCGGUCCGAUCUCCGAGCUGAUCGAGUGCAUCAAAAUGGGCGUCCUGAUCUGGAUGCAGAUCCAGGCGCCGCAAAUAUUUUAUGACAGUUUCGUUGGCCCACAGCUGUUAAAGUGGGAGCCCGAGAUUGACUACCUCUUCAAGAAAUUUGUUGCUAAACGAUAA
Messenger RNA from Dermacentor andersoni, 348 nucleotides. RefSeq lists its product as uncharacterized. The record is from RefSeq and is a predicted model, not a curated record. NCBI's taxonomy places the organism in Eukaryota, Metazoa, Arthropoda, Arachnida, Ixodida, Ixodidae.